Molecule: messenger RNA, 1772 nt
Organism: Durotheca rogersii
Lineage: Eukaryota; Fungi; Ascomycota; Sordariomycetes; Xylariales; Xylariaceae
Product: mitochondrial carrier
Exons: 2
Coding region: 178-1500 (440 amino acids)
Biological process (GO): pyrimidine nucleotide import into mitochondrion
Cellular component (GO): mitochondrion
Molecular function (GO): pyrimidine nucleotide transmembrane transporter activity
Source: RefSeq, a predicted model, not a curated record
ACCUUGUUCCUGCAUACCGAACCCGAUACUCCCUACGCCUGCGCCUAUCUCCGCCGUCCUCUCCUGACCACCGAGCCUCUGCCGGUCUCCCUGCGCCCCGGGGGCCUCUGAAUACUAUCCAGAGGCCCUGCGAAACCAGACACCUGUCCUCCUUGGACCUAAGCAGUGCGUAAGGGUAUGUCUCACGACCAGGCUCAAAGCCAUCCAACGCGACAGUCGCCAGAUGAGCCCGCAGAAUAUGGGGUUUUCUCUCAUCACUCCUCUUCCCCGACAGCUCCUUCCACCUAUUCGUCAUCGAGACCCUCUCAGGAUAGCCACCAUUCCCUGGCCUCCACGGUAGUAGCCAUGGAGCUGCACGAUCCUAGGAGCCUCACUUCCCUACAGAAAUGGGCUGCAACUGCAUCUGACACACAAUUCAAUGCUCUAUCCGGUGCUGUGGGCGGCUUUACCUCUGGAAUCGUCACAUGUCCGCUUGAUGUCAUUAAGACAAAGCUUCAAGCUCAGGGGGGGCUCAAUGCUAUUUCCAAAGGAAGAUAUGCAGGCCAGCAUAGGGUCUACUCAGGUCUAGUGGGCACCGCGAGGGUCAUCUACGGGGAGGAGGGGCUUCGCGGCAUGUACCGAGGCCUAGGUCCCAUCAUCCUCGGUUACCUACCCACGUGGGCUGUUUGGUUCACUGUUUACAACAAGAGCAAGCUGUUCUUAGCCGAUCACAACCUACAAAACCAAUUCUUUAUCAAUUUCUGGUCUUCUAUUAUAGCUGGGGCGAGCAGCACAAUAGUGACAAAUCCUAUAUGGGUGAUCAAAACUCGGCUUAUGUCACAGUCUGUGACGAGAUACGAUGGGCAUAUGUCGAUAUUCUCGCGCAGAGGUACCACCCAAACCUCAAGACCUACCAUAGAUUCUCCGUGGCAUUACCGCUCAACCCUGGAUGCUGCGCGUAAGAUGUACUCUUCGGAAGGCGUUCUGUCAUUUUACUCUGGUCUUACCCCAGCUCUUCUUGGGUUGACACACGUUGCUGUGCAAUUCCCGGCGUAUGAGUUUUUGCGGAAGAGGUUUACCGGCCAGAGCAUGGGUGAGAUGGGCGGCAACAAUCAGGAAAGCCACUGGCUUGGCGUGCUCUCGGCUUCGAUCAUGUCCAAGAUCAUGGCGAGCUCUGCUACUUAUCCCCACGAGGUGAUCCGGACUAGGUUACAGACACAGAGACGGCCGACUCCCGGAAGCGAGUAUCUUCAAGGGCUAGGCGUCUCAGAGUCUGCCCCCGGAGGGCACAGUCAGACCCCGCCCCGGACGCCUGACAUCGGCCCUCAGCCCAAAUAUCGGGGUGUGGUCAUGACAUUCCGUACCAUCCUUCGAGAGGAAGGCUGGAGGGCCUUCUACGCCGGUAUGGGAGUCAACAUGAUGCGAGCCGUGCCAGCAGCAACGGUGACGAUGAUGACAUACGAGUUUGUGAUGAAGACUCUUCACCACGCUCAAUCCCAAGGUCGGCGGAAGAUGAACUAAGAGACGAGACUACGAUAGACGAACCACGAGCAAUGAAUGCUGCUCAGACUAUACGAGUCGGGGGAUGCUUCCACCCGUCGGCGAAGUAUACAAAAUCCCCGCGUCGUAAAAUUUUGUGGAAUUAGACAAAAAAACACGAUCCUGUUGCUAGAAUCCAAGAAAAAAAAAAGAGGGAUCAACAACCGGACGGUCAGAAGUGUUUUAUGAGCCUCACAGGCCAGGGCGGGUAAAGGGGGCUGGGGUUGGGACCAGAUAACGAUACCCUUCUCUGU